AUGGCUGUGCCUUGCCUCUUUGCUCUCCGCAGGAGCACCAGCCUGUUCCACGAGGUCGUGCAGCUGGACUUUGAGAUGGCCAGCUUCAGCAGCCUGUCGGGCACGCAGCCCAUCAGCUGGCAGGUGGAGUACCCCCGGCGCGGCUCCUCCGACCCUGCCCUGGCCGAGAUCUUCAUCUGCCAGAAGGACCUGGUGGCAAUCGUGCCCCUGGCCAUGGACACCGAGAUCCUGAACACGGCCAUGCUGACGGGCAGGACGGUGGCGGUGCCCGUCAAGGUGGUGUCCAUCGAGGAGAACAGCGCUGUGACGGACAUCUCCGAGGCCGUGGAGUGCAAAUCCUCCGGGGAGGACGUCAUCAAGGUUUCUGACAGGUGUGACUACGUUUUUGUCAACGGCAAGGAGAUGAAGGGCAAGGUGAACGCCCUGGUGAACUUCACCUACCAGUACCUGAGCGCCCCGCUGCAGAUGACGGUGUGGGUGCCCCGCCUGCCCCUGCAGAUCGACAUUUCCGACACUGAGCUCAGCCAGAUCAAGGGCUGGCGCGUCCCCGUGGUCUCCAGCAAAAGGCCCACCAGGGACAGCGAUGACGAGGAGGAGGAGGAGCGCAGGGGCAGGGGCUGCAGCCUGCAGUACCAGCACGCCACGGUCAGGGUGCUGACGCAGUUCGUGGCCGAGGACUCGGGCCCCUGGGGACAGCUGAGCUUCCUGCUGGGCUCGGACUGGCACUUCGACAUCACCGAGCUGGUCAGGGACUUCAUGAAGCUGGAGGAUCCCCACAUUGCCAGGCUGCAGGAGGGCAGGAUCCUGGUCGGCCGGGAAGUGGGAAUGACCACCAUGCAGGUUUUGUCUCCUCUGUCUGACUCCAUCCUGGCAGAGAAGACGGUGACUGUGCUGGAUGACAAAGUGACCAUCACAGACCUGGGAGUGCAGCUGGUGUCUGGGCUUUCUCUCUUCCUGCAGCCCAGUGCAGCCACCAGCAGGGCCAUUGUGGCCACAGCCGUUGCCCAGGAGCUGCUUCAUACUCCUAAGCAGGAAGCCGUGGUCAGCACCUGGAUCCAGUUCAGUGACAGCUCCGUUACCCCGCUGGACAUCUACGACCCCAAGGACUUCUCGCUGUCGGCCGUGUCGCUGGACGAAGCCGUGGUGUCCGUGCACCAGAGCCCUGCCCUGAGGUGGCCGGUGGUGGCCGCGGAGGGCGAGGGCCAGGGAGCGCUGGUCAAGGUGGACAUGAUGAUCUCGGAGGCCUGCCAGAAGUCCAAGAGGAAGAGCGUGCUGGCCGUGGGGAGCGGCAGCAUCAGGGUGAAGUUCGGGCAGAACGACGCGGACGCGGAGGCGGGCGGCGACUACGAUGCGGGCGAGAUUGAGAACCGCGCCAGCGACCGGCGCCACAAGGGCCCGGAGCCGGAGCGCCACGGGCAGGACGGGCGCUACCACGGCGGCUCCUCGGCAGAGAGGGACGAGGGGCUCCUCAGGAAGGCUGGCACCACGGCCAAGUCCAUCCUCAAGAAUAAAGUCAUCAAAAACAACCGCCUGGACGGCGGCAAGCUCUCGGACGACAGCCAGCUGCAGAACAUCCCCAUCGACUUCACCAACUUCCCCGCCCAGGUGGACCUGCCCAAGGGAGGUGCUGGCAUGGAGGACAGCGACCUGGUGCAGACACCCCGGGGCCUCAGCGACCUGGAGAUCGGCAUGUAUGCCCUGCUGGGCGUCUUCUGCCUGGCCAUCCUCGUCUUCCUCAUCAACUGCGCAACAUUUGCGCUCAAGUACCGCCACAAGCAGGUCCUGGUGGAAGGACAGACCACCGUGACCCACUCCCACGACUGGGUGUGGCUGGGCAACGAGGCAGAACUGCUGGAGAACGCGGCAGACGCGUCGCCUCAGCAGGACGAGCACACCACCAUCAUCGACCGGGGCUCGGCCGGCGAGGAGAGCAGCCAGCUGCUGAACGGCAGCGCCCAGAAGAACACUCAGAGCCAGGUGCACAGGGCUGCAGACCCGGGGGGGAGGCUGGCCAAGGAGCACAAGGUGGAGCCCUUGCACUCGCCCACGUCCAAGAGGAAGCGGGUGAAGUUCACCACGUUCACCACCAUCCCGCCCGACGAUGGCUGCCCCACCGUCAACUCCAUCCUCAGCAGCCACGACGAUGACAUUAAGUGGGUGUGCCAGGACAUGGAGCUGGGGGACUCCAAAGAGACACGGAACUACGUGGGGAAGUUCAAGGACAAAGCGUAGCUCCCUGCUGGGGUUCUUUUUUUGGGUUUAACCACACCUUGAUGCCUUCAGUUCUACAGUAUAUAUUGGGACGGGCGAGGGGGAGGGGAAGGGAUCGCCAGGAGAAGUGAUGAGGCAGUUUUAUAAUCAGGGAAAGGAAUUUGCCAAACUGUCCGUGGUUUGUUUUUGUUUUUCACUUCGUUUUGUUGGGGGUUUGUUGUUUGUUUUGUUUUGUUUGUUUUUUUUCCCAGUGGUUAUUCUGCUAUUCAUGGAUUUAGGAAGUGGAACACAAAUAGCAGAAAGGAACAAGGAAAUGGUAUGACCAAUAUGAUGAACUGGGCGAGAUGAGGUUGUGAAAAUUCAUUUUAUGGGUCAUACAAAUAAUAAAUGAUAGUAAUAUUUCACAGUACCAAAAAUAUCUGUAAAAUGAAAUGAGAGAAUAUAAGAGCAUGAAAAGAGUAAGCAAGAGGUAAACAAUAACUUGUUCUGGUUCCAAUAAAACAUCACAGUAAUGGACAUAUGACCCACAAGGACACUUUUUACAUUGGUACUCAAGCCAUUUCUUUUCAUUCCUUCAUUUAAAAUGAAGAUGUGUCUUUGGCAUUAUGUGUGAAGGAGGAAGAAAUUACCUGGUAUUUUCAUUUUUACUUUUCCAUUUGUCUUGUAAAUUGAAACAGAAUCAUUUUCCCAUUUGUAGUUUUCUUUUAAGUAUCUUGAAAACAGGAAAAUAUAAAAUUCAGUAAGUUCACAGUGGGACAAGAACAUUCUAAGUUAGCUGUAAAGAGUCUCCUGUCAUUUAAAGAAUUCAGGGGAUAAGUAUUGACUAAUAAUUUCCAUGUGAUGUCUCUUCUGAAAGCCUGAGCCUCCAUUUCACCCUAGCUAGAAAGAUGUUUUGUUUGGAAGAAUUUUCAUUUUCCUUUCAGGUUGGGGUUGUUUGUUUAGUUGCUCAUUUUAAAUUUCCACAACCAAAGCUCCUGUGUUUCACCAAGGGAAGAAGGUGCUGUUUUCUGUUAGCUUUUACAAGUACCAAGCAGUGGGAUGCCCCACUGGUGCAUUGUAAAUGUUCCUGGAACUGAGACCAUCACAGGCCAAAUAUGCACAGCCUGCAGUUGAGUUGUUUGAGGGUUUUUUUAUUUGCGAGGUUCAUGAAUCCAUAAUUUUGUGCUGCAAUUUUCUGUUUAUUCUGCUGUCACCAGCUCUCAUCAAGCCCUGAAAGCAAGAAGAGGAAUGGACAGAAAGACCCUGGUUGCCCCAGACGUUUAUUCCCUUGUACUGGGAGAGCUGGGCACGCUGUUGGGAGGGAGGGAAAUAUUGCUGAAGCAAGAACAAGAAAUAUCUGGAGCUGUUUUACAGAUUUUUUAUUUUUUCUUUUUUUGCCAUUGGACCAGCUAAGACUGAAAAGUUUAGACUAGACUGCAAAUCUGAUGUUUUGAACAAACAAAUACCAAGGCAGUAAUAAAUCGGAAGCAGAUACAAACCAGAGAUUUAAUUAAUUGGUGGUGUGAACUGGCAGAACUGUGUUGGCUCAGUGCCAGUUCAUGUUCACGGAGGACACAGAGCAAAAUCUGUUCAGUGAGGAAGCCACUGUCCUCCCAAAGCCCUCCUCACAAAAAGGAGCUGCUAGAUCCAGCCUUUGGAAAGCAGUGGUACAUCCUGACUGUUAGCCAGAAGCACUUGCAUCAUCCUGUCCUUGCCACGGAUUUCGUUGUUUCGGGUUUUUUAAUUACUAAACUCCAUAGUUUGUUGUUUUUUGUUUUUUUUUUUUUUUAACUUGGACGAAGUCAAUCCUGCCACCCAAUAACAUAGAUGGAUGUUUUAACAAGAUAUGCCUAGUAUGCAUUGUAGACUGAAAGAAUGUAAUAUUUAUUUAUACAUGUUAUAUGAAUUGUAAUUAAAAUGCUUUACACGGCUUGACAAAUUAA
Messenger RNA from Lonchura striata (white-rumped munia), 4133 nucleotides. The record is from RefSeq and is a predicted model, not a curated record. Lineage: Eukaryota; Metazoa; Chordata; Aves; Passeriformes; Estrildidae.